Molecule: messenger RNA, 516 nt
Organism: Acanthosepion pharaonis
Lineage: Eukaryota; Metazoa; Mollusca; Cephalopoda; Sepiida; Sepiidae
Source: the annotation of a GenBank genome assembly
AUGGAGGUGUCUCCCCGCAGCCCAGAGAAAGCAACGCCAGCUCCUCCAAGCGCACGGGCGUCAGGAAACCCAACAAUUCAACAACAGGCAGCAGGAAAGGAAGCUGUGGGCCAAACCCCUAAGGAUGUCGGUGAAUGGCAGCAGGUGACCAGGAAGGGACGCAAAGCAGCAACCCCUCCUCCAUCUCCACAGCAGGAAGUCUCAUCGGGGCGUAAACAACAAAGCCCGAAGCAGAAGCCUUCUCGGGAGCAGCAACAACAGAUGCAGCAACAGACCCGGCAGCAGCUUGAAGAGACACAGCAACACCAAGAGAGCAUUUACUUAAAUAUUUCUUUCUAUCUAUCUAUCUAUCUAUCUAUCUAUCUAUCUAUCUAUCUAUCUAUCUAUCGUCACGCCGGUAGAAAGGAAGCAAAUCUUUUAUUACCUGUCGCCUUCUCCCUGUCAUUUUCAACUCGUUUCAGGUGCAUUUUUCUGCAUCUAUCUCUUGUCGAUUUCCUCUUCUAUUCAUUCUCAUGA